AGUCAAAUUAGUAAGAGGAAAAAAAGGCGCGAGUGAGUAAACCAGGAAAAGUAAACGGAAAAUUCAGCAUCUCUGUUCACAGCUUCUGGCUUCUGUGACCGUGACUGUAAUGGAGGCGACUGUUUAUUUUUAAGUCUUUCUCCACCAACGACUCAAUAAAUAGCGUUUCUUGAAAAAAUUAUCAAAUUUAAGAACAUUUUCAUUUUAAAAAUUUGCCAAAAAAAAAUUAUCCGGUUGAUUUAUUUGGAUCGUAAUGAUGAAGAAAGGAGGUAUAAACCCUAAUAUGAAGCUCAAGCUUUCGCUUCCGUCUCCUGAUGAAGAAUCGUUCGCUAAAUUCUUAACUCAGAGCGGUACUUUUGUGGACGGCGAUCUGCUUGUUAAUCGCGACGGUGUUCGUAUUGUCUCUCAAACUGAACCUGAAGCUCCGCCACCUAUCAAGCCGUCGGACAACCAGUUGAGUUUAGCAGACGUAGACACCAUUAAGGUAAUUGGGAAAGGAAGUAGUGGAACUGUUCAGUUGGUGCAGCACAAAUGGACCGGCCAAUUCUUUGCAUUAAAGGUUAUACAGAUGAACAUUGAGGAGAAUGCAAGGAAAGCUAUUGCCCAGGAAUUAAAAAUUAAUCAAUCAUCACAAUGUCCAUAUGUUGUCACGUGUUACCAGUCUUUCUAUGACAAUGGUGCCAUUUCAAUUAUCUUAGAAUACAUGGAUGGAGGAUCUUUGGCUGAUCUUCUGAAGAAAGUUAAAACAAUUCCAGAAGAAUAUAUUGCAGCUAUCUGUAAGCAGGUGCUCAAGGGUUUAUUGUAUCUUCAUCAUGAAAAGCACAUUAUCCAUAGGGACAUGAAACCUUCAAAUUUAUUGAUAAAUCAUACAGGAGAAGUCAAGAUUACCGACUUUGGUGUGAGUACAAUAAUGGCAAGCACCUCAGGGCUAGCUCAUACAUUUGUUGGUACAUACAACUAUAUGUCUCCUGAGAGAAUCAGCGGAAAAAAGUAUGGCAGCAAAAGCGAUAUUUGGAGCCUAGGUUUGGUAUUACUGGAGUGUGCAACUGGUAAAUUCCCAUAUUCCCCUCCAGAGCAGAAUGAAGACUGGGACAGUUUUUAUGAACUUAUGGAAGCUGUUGUUGAGCAACCACAACCUUCUGCACCUUCUGAUCAAUUUUCUCCCGAGUUCUGUUCAUUCAUAUCUUCAUGUGUGCAGAAGGAUCCAAACAACAGACAUUCAGCUCAUGAGCUUAUGGCACAUCCAUUCAUGAACAUGUAUGACGACCUGCAUGUAGAUCUGUCAUCUUACUUCACUAAUACAGGCUCUCCUCUUGCAACCUUUUGAAACUUCUGAUAAAAUGUGAGAUAAUUUAAGCUGCAUGAAAUAUUUGGAAGACUUGGUAAGGUUUUAAGCUGCCAUAUAAAGUGCUUGCAUCCAUUACAAUGACAAGUCCCGGGCUCUAAAGAGCACCAUUAACAUCCUACCAAAAUAUUCGUUCGUCACGCGACGAACAGAAGCUGUAGAAAUGAGAGCUUAUGUUUUUUGGGGAAUGCAUUUUGUAUUAAUAAUUUAAUAGGAUAAUUAGCAGAAAAAUGCUGCUUUGCUAUAUCCAAUUUCACCGUCAUCCCCCAAAAUAACUUGUGACUCGGCUGUUAGCUACACUAUGUUUCUAUGCAUGAUUAUGAUAAAAUUUCACUUUUAAAUGCUUUGUA
Molecule: messenger RNA, 1695 nt
Organism: Mercurialis annua (annual mercury)
Lineage: Eukaryota; Viridiplantae; Streptophyta; Magnoliopsida; Malpighiales; Euphorbiaceae
Product: mitogen-activated protein kinase kinase 2
Exons: 9
Coding region: 254-1327 (357 amino acids)
Biological process (GO): protein phosphorylation
Cellular component (GO): cytoplasm
Molecular function (GO): ATP binding; protein serine/threonine kinase activity
Source: RefSeq, a predicted model, not a curated record